AUGGCUGAGUGGAAGAAAGAAACCGAUUUCACAACCAUAGAUGCUCUUCAUAAAGAUCUGAGCAAUCCGCCUAGCCGAUUCCAUGAUCAGUCACUCAAGUCAACUGAAGAUGAGAUUCUAAACUUUUAUCACGGCUUCGGCAACUUCCUAAAUCACGUGAGCCAUACAGAUGCUGCCGCAGGAAAGCAGUUCUUUGAAUUACAGGAUUACUCCAUCUUUGACCUCAUGGGCACGGUAUCGCGACCCAACCUAGAGCCGCACUACGACCACAUCACCCCAUACCUGGGAAAAACAAAUCAGCAAUUUAAAGAGGUCGAGAUUGUCGCAGUCACCAAAGAUUUUGGCUACAUCAUGGCCGUCCAACGUGUUGAUGGGACUGCAGCCGACGGAUCGCCAUACGACUUUUCAUUCCGCUCCACUUCUCUGGUCCGCAAGAUUGAUGGGACUUGGAAAUUCGUCCAUGAGCAUUACUCGUUUCCAGUCGACAUGGCAACGAAAAUUGCCGACUUUACGGGAAAGCAAGGGGCCACAGAGUCUGUUGAAUUCAAGAAGAAAGGAGAAAAAGACGGCCAAUAA
This is a messenger RNA of Pestalotiopsis fici W106-1, 576 nucleotides long. RefSeq lists its product as uncharacterized. The coding region runs from base 1 to 576 and encodes 191 amino acids. The transcript is spliced from 3 exons. NCBI's taxonomy places the organism in Eukaryota, Fungi, Ascomycota, Sordariomycetes, Amphisphaeriales, Sporocadaceae. The record is from RefSeq and is a predicted model, not a curated record.